Chiloscyllium plagiosum (whitespotted bambooshark) is the source of this 7665-nucleotide messenger RNA. NCBI's taxonomy places the organism in Eukaryota, Metazoa, Chordata, Chondrichthyes, Orectolobiformes, Hemiscylliidae. The record is from RefSeq and is a predicted model, not a curated record.
UUGUUGUUGUUUCAAUCAUGUCACGCAGCAGUUGAUCUGAAAUGUGGCCCCGUUACCGUUCCCAGUGCCGGAAAGGGAGUAAAUCCCAUUUGCUCUGAGGUCGAUUGAAAUGAGCAAAAGUUGAAAUAGCGUCAGUCACAUUUUGCCGUCCUGCGGGAAAUUUCAUUCAUCACUCGAGUCGCCGUGUGUUGGGAGCAGCGAGCCUCUUGCGAAUUGAUGGCACAUGACCUGGUGGGAAACAGGCGGUGCAUUCAACGGACGCCGCUGAAGGCAUCGCGCCGUCCAGAAACACACCAAGCCGGAGUCAAACUCGAUCUGCGAGAUAGCCAGCCGCACCAGAAGUGAAGGGCAGUUGUUGAGCGGAGUGGGGCGCAAUUCCACAACACUUGGUGCUGAGAAUUGCAGCACGGCGCUAGUGAGCAGGACUAUUAUCGAUGCAAAUCCACAGUGCAUCUUUUAAUGGGCCCGGGGAGUGGGGCGGUGUGGGAAUUCUCGGACUUUAAUCACUGCCCUGAACUGCGGUGUUUCUCGCGUUUGAACAGCGGAGGCUCGAUUCACCCGUGCAAUGCUUGAAAGGACUCUUGUUAUUUGCAAGGCUUGCUACAUCAAGGCUGUGUGUGUUGGUCACCUGUCAGGAAUACUGAAGUACCUCCUGCUGGCACACGCUGGAAAUGCUCAGUCGCAAAGCCUCUCGCUUCUUUCAGAUCUAGGAGGUGGGAAGCGAAGGCACAGGUGCUAAAUCGGACGUGAAUGCCACCGUUUCCUCUGGCAAACUUUCUCUCCCACCCCUGGCUUCUCCAUAGAGAUGUUUGCAUCCAACGGAAACAAAAAAAAAGUACAUUAAUGUGUGCGCGGUGCACUGGCGUCUGUCAUCUUUAGGGCGAGCGUGUCCUUAGCUCACGAUCUCUCUCUCUCUCUCACGGAGAAAUAAUUCUAAGGAUUGGUAGACAGGAACCGGCUGAAGGGCACCGACGGAACAGACAUUCUGGCAGGCUACCGAGGUCUCCACCUUAUAUUCCCAACGUUUUCUUUCUCCACCCGCGAAAAUUCCGUUUUGGUGUAGCGCCUCUGUGGAAGAUCAAGGAAUCCGGGUGUUGUGGGCUCCCACUUUCAGGGAAGAUGAUGGCAUAAUUCACAAGAGUGCAAUCGAUGCUGCUGUCACUUUUCUGAAGCUAACAGAGAAAUGAUCAAAUAAGAGGUUGCUAAAGCAAUCAGCGUCAAUGCAAAAAUGGAGCAGUCGGGGAUGCAGAAAUUCUGAGCUCAAAUUUUCAGUGAGCAACAAUAAGCCAUGAAUAAUCCUCUUGAAAUAAUAUUCAAAGAAAUUACAAUGUUCUGAAUAAUGCAAUUGAGAGGAUGCUAAAUGGCAAUGCUGAACAGAAAUGCAAUUAGGGUUUUUGUGACCAUGUGCACCUAGAACAGGAACAGCCUGACUCCACUCAAUUUAUGUAAGUUGAAGAUUGAAGGAAGAUGACUCCUUUGCCAUGGCUCUUCACAUGGUUGACUAUGGGAUUCAAAAUAGUUACCUUGACAACAGCCCAGGAUCCUGAAGAUGAUUUCUUUGACGCUCAUGAUUGGCAGUUUGACGAUUGCAAGUUGGCAAGAUCAGGUCCUCCAGCAACAAUUGUAGCAAUUGAUGAAGAAAGUCGAAAUGGAACACUUCUGGUGGACAACUUACAAAUUACAGGCCAUGCAGGCGGCUCAAAUCCUACUAUUGCUUUAUCGUUGAAAGGCAACAAUGACUAUUGGGUCCUUCUGGAUGCCAUCAAUCAGAGACUGUAUUUGAACAGUACUGGCCGAGUUCUUGACCGAGAUCCUCCAUCAAAUAUCCAGUCUAUUGUUGUUGUACUCGAUUGCCUAAACCUGCGGGUUGGAAGUGUCAUCAAACAUGAAGUGCGAAUUAUAGUAAGGGAUCGGAAUGACAACUCUCCGUCUUUUCAGCAGUCAAGAUACCAUGUGGAAAUCAAUGAGUUAACGCCAGUUGGGACGACGAUCUUUACUGGCUUCUCAGGAAGAAAUGGAGCAACUGACAUAGAUGACGGUCCUAAUGGGCAGAUUGAAUAUGUUAUUCAAUAUAAUCCAAAUGAUCCUGAAUCCAGUCAGACAUUUGACAUCCCGCUCACCUUGUCAGGAGCUGUAGUUUUAAGGAGAAGGUUAAAUUAUGAAGAAAAAACACGUUACUAUGUCAUUGUUCAAGCCAACGAUAGAGCUCCAAAUCCAAAUAAUAGAAGGACCAGCACAACAACAUUGACAGUUGAUGUACUUGAUGGAGAUGAUCUUGGCCCAAAAUUCCUUCCAUGUGAACUGGUCAAUAAUACGAGGGAUUGUCGUCCUCUUACAUACAAGGCCAGUUUGCCUGAGCUUACGGAGCCGGCAAGGAUAAACCCAGUGAAUGUUACACCUCGAAUUCUAGCUGUUGACCAAGAUAUAAACAUUAAACCAACUGAUGAUCAACCAGGAAUUGUCUACAGUAUUCUUGUUGGUACUCCAGAGGAUUAUGCUAAGUACUUUUCCCUGAAUAAUAUCACUGCAGAGCUCUAUCUCCUAAGGCCAAUAAACAGGGAUUUUCAUCAGAAAUUUGAUUUGGUUAUUAAGGCAGAACAAGACAAUAGACACCCAUUGCCAGCUUUUGCCAAUUUGCACAUAGAGGUUCUAGAUGAAAAUAACCAAGCCCCUUACUUUGAACAAACUACCUACCAGGGCUUUAUCAUUGAAUCUGCACCAGUGGGAACAACCAUUUCAGAUAGUCGGAAUUUAACAACACCAUUAAGAAUUGUAGCCAUGGAUAAUGAUGUGGAGGAGGUACCAUCAGGUUCUACUCCUACAAAAGACCCAAAGCUGCGAAUUUUGCUGAGCGACUUUGUCACAGCGUUUACUGUCACCCCUUUUGGUAUAACUCGCUAUCUGACUUUACGUGAGCCUGUUGACCGGGAACGUCAGCAAAAUUACACUUUUACGAUGACUGCUUCUGAUGGUGUUCAAGAAAGUACUUCAGUCACUGUCAAUGUCUUUGUGAUCGAUGCAAAUGACAACACUCCAAUUUUUCAAAACAUUUCUUACAAAGUGAAUGUUUACACUGACAUGAAGCCUGGAGAAUCUGUCAUACAGCUUACUGCAUCUGAUGCUGAUGAAGAGAAGAACGGACAAAUUAUUUAUGAAAUUGUGACUGGCGAUGAUGGUGACUUUGUAAUAAGUAACAGGAGUGGAUUGAUUACCAUUGCUCCUGGAGUUAGUUUAAAUGUUGGUCGGAUUUAUGCCCUUACUGUCAAAGCAACAGAUAAUGCCAGGCUGGCUGAAAGGAGAAGCUCAAUUACUACAGUCUAUAUUGAGGUUCUUCCUCCAAACAACCAGAGUCCUCCAAGGUUUCCACAAAUGCUGUACAACAUUGAAGUGAGUGAAGCUAUGAGAACAGGAGCAACGUUGCUGAAUUUGAGGGCAACAGAUCGUGAGAAGGAUCCAAUCACCUAUCACAUUCAAAAUGGAGAUCCACAGCACGUUUUCAAAAUUACUCAAAACAGUGGACUACUAGUCUUAGAAAAAUCUUUAGACAGAGAAAGUACGGAUCGAUACAUUCUUAUUGUCACAGCAUCUGAUGGCAAGCCUGAUUCGACUUCAACUACAACUGUCAAUAUUGUGGUUACUGAUGUGAAUGACAAUGAUCCAAACUUUGACACCAUCCUUCUUAAGAACUUUACUGUACUGGAAGAGGAAGCAAAUAUAUAUGUGGGCCAAGUCAGGGCUACUGAUCCAGAUGCUGGUGUCAAUGGACAAAUUCGAUACAGCUUGGCAAACUUCAAUAACCUUUUCAGAAUCACAUCAAAUGGUAGCAUUUACACAAUGACUUCCUUGGACCGAGAAACAGAAGACAAGUACAAUCUACUUGUAGAGGCUUCAGACGGAGCAGUGGAUCCUCGUCACUCAACCGUGACUGUACCAAUCAGGGUUCUUGAUGUUGAUGACAACAGUCCUGUUUUCUCGCAAUCAACCUAUGUAGUUUCUGUACCAGAAAACAAUGAAGCUGGAAUGAUUAUUCUGCAAUUACAGGCAACAGAUGCUGAUCUUGGUCCAAAUACAACUUACCGUAUAAGAACAGAUGAAGCCAGGAAAUUGUUUUCUGUCAACCAGUGGACAGGAGAAUUGUCAAUUUUAGAGACUGUGGAUUAUGAAUCUCUGUCUACUGCAGAUGCAAGCUAUACAUUUGUUGUCGAGGCACUGGACAGUGGGGGAAGCAUGCCUCCAGGUUUAGCGACUGUGAUUGUCCAAGUAAAGGAUAUGAAUGACUACUCACCUGAAUUUAGCGAGCCUUCCUACAAAGGGCUGGUGGCACCAGAUGCCCUCAAAGGCAGCUUCAUCACUGUUGUAUCAGCAGAAGACAAGGACCCCCCUGGGAGUCCAGCAAGCAGAGUCAGAUAUAAAGUGGAUAUGACAGAAUUUCCCUACAGUGCAAGCAUAUUUGAAGUGGAGGAAGAGACAGGACGGGUACUUACCCGAGUGAAUCUCAAUGAGGAACCAAGUACAAUUUUCAAGCUGGCAAUUAUUGCAUAUGAUGAUGGAGAGCCAAUGAAGUUUAAUACAACGAUAGUGGAAAUUACUGUUCUGCAGCCAUCAGUCAUUCCACGUUUUACACAGGAAGAUUACAGGCCUCUACCUGUAAGUGAAAGUGCUCCAAUAGGAACUGUAGUUGUCACUGUAACUGCAGCUGCUAUCAAUCAAACAAUAGUGUAUUCAAUUAUAGCAGGAAAUGAUGCUGGUGUAUUUAGGAUCAACAAUCGGACAGGAGUCAUCACAACAAAUAAAACUUUGGAUUAUGAAUCUGUAAAAGAUUAUGAACUUAGGAUCCAGGCAGAUUCAUUGUUGUUCUUCAGAUCAAACCUGAGGGUUCCUUCAAGAACAAACACAGCUAAGGUUUUUAUCGAGAUACAAGAUGAAAAUGACCAUGCUCCUGUUUUCACCAAGUCUCUCUACCUCGGUGGGGUAACUGAAGAUGCCAAGACGUUCACCACUGUGCUGCAAGUUGAGGUUGAAGAUCAGGAUAGUGGAAACUACAGCAUUUCUCGGUUCCGAUUAAUCAUACCACCCACAAAGGAUGGAAAGGAUGGAUUUGUAAUAGAAGAGUAUACUGGUGCAAUCAAGACAGCAAUUACAUUCAGAAACAUGAGAAGGUCUUAUUAUAAGUUUGAAGUUAUUGCAACAGACAACUAUGGAACAGAAUUGAGCAGUAGUGCACAAGUUGUUGUGUCUGUCGUCAAUGAACUGGAUAUGCAAGUGAUUGUUUCCAAUGUCCCACCCACCCUGGUGGAACAGAACAAGGAUCAGUUGAUUGGAAUUCUUGAACGUUAUGUACAGGAUCAGAUUCCUGGAGCAAAGGUAGUAGUGGAAUCCAUCGGUCCUCGCAGACAUGGAGAUGGCUUUCAGGAAGAAGACUAUUCCAAGUCAGAUUUGAUGGUUUAUGCCAUUGACCCUUUGACAAACAGAGCAAUUUCAAGGAAUGAGCUCUUCAAAUUUCUAGAUGGCAAACUUCUAGAUAUAAAUAAAGACUUUCAGCCUUACUUGGGACAAGGAGGUCGUAUUCUGGAAAUUCGCACGCCGAGUGUGGUGGCAAAUGUACAGAAACAGGCACAAGCUGUGGGCUAUACAGAAGGUGCUCUGCUGGCUCUGGCUAUCAUUAUCAUCCUCUGCUGUUUACCUGCAAUUCUGAUUGUUAUGGUAACCUACAGACAAUUCAAAGAGCGACAGGCAGAGUGUGCAAAGACAGCGAGAAUCCAGAUGGCUUUGCCAGCAGGGAAAUCAACUAGUGGCCCUGCUACGAACCUCUAUGAAGAACUGGGUGACAACACCAUGAGGGGAUAUGGACAACAGGAGCAACAGCAAUUACUGAGGCCCUCGCUGCUUAGACCUGAGGAACUCUCCAUGGAGUCAGGAAUUGAUCCUGGCCAGGACUACUAUGCACAGGAUUACUACAAUUACGAACCUGGGUAUGAGGUCCCACAGUACGGCAGUCGUCGAAGAUUAAUCUCACCCUCUGGAAUGUAUGAUGACUAUGGAGAGGUGGUCAUGGAAGAUGAUGGUGGCUAUUAUUAUAGCCCACAGGGAUCAAAUGCAGAUGCAGAGUGGUCUCGUCAUAAACGAGUGAAGUUGAUUGUAGAUCGUGAGUAUGAAACCAGCUCAACUGGUGAGGACAGUGCUCCAGAAGCACAAAGGCUUCGUAUCAAACACCCAAACAACCAUAGCAACAUUAACAGUAAUAUCUACAUUGCUCAAAAUGGAUCAAUCGUAAGAACAAGACGUAGUUGCCCACCGAGCAAUGGGAAAGCAACUUCCCCUGCAAGAGUAGGAAAACAUUUUAAGAAACUAGACAAACUGGCAGCAACACAGGAGGAAAAGAUCCCAUUGAACAAUCCAUUGGCCAAUGCGACAGCUUCUUGCAGCAAUGAUAAUCUCAAUGCAAGACCAUCAAGUAGCUCCAUGGCUUCCACCAGCAUUGGGCCUACCAGUUGCCUGUCCAGACUGAGCACGGUAAAGGCAAAAAAUGAGAGAGGGAAAAGCACAGAUGAUCAAGAAACAGCUGUCGACAAUGAAGGUCCUAAGGAGUCGCUUGAGUCCCACAGUGAUCAAACACAGUCAGAUGAGGAAGAACUGUGGAUGGGACCUUGGAAUAACCUUCACAUACCUAUGACAAAACUGUGAUUUAGAAUUUUUAUUGAUACUAAUGGUAAAAUUCACUUUUUAUGGGUACUGUGGAAAAGUAACAAUGAUUUUCAAUUUAUUCACCUCAAGCAUAUAUUUUGAUUAAUGUGAUUUGCAUUCAAUGCGCUCAACAAGCAUCCACAUUCCAAUUUUUGCAGAAAUGGUCAAAACCUUUAAAUGCUAGGAGGACUCUAAAUACGAGAGUAAUUUCACACUCUGACUGUGGUUGGUCUUUAGAUAAUUAGCCUCACAAAAUAGUCGCUAACUUUUCAAAAGACAUGAAAGAUUGUCAGAGGGAAGAUAUUAUUUGCUUGUUCAUAGAAAUAUAGGUAAUAGACUCAGUACUGACACUUGCCCUACCUGGGAAUCACUUUGAAGUAAAACUAAAAGUUCAUUCUGUGAGGUUCUGAAGUAAAUUGGUUCUUUUCCAUUAAAUGUAGUGGUGUUCUUAUCCAUUUUUGCAGAUGCCUGUAGAUUUCACUGAUUUCAAACUGUGCCCUCAUUCUGACAAAUCCAAUUGCCUUCAGCAAUUGAUCGAAGCAUCUAAAUAUAUUGGGGGUAAAAUUGGUCUAUGCCAGCUGUUUGAAACAGGCUUGUAGCAAAUCAACAAGCCGAUGUACACUGUGCCAGUUUUUAUUUUUCAUUGAUUUGGAAAAUAUUGCCAAGAUUCUUCACAUCAGACCAAGCAAAAAUGACAGCAAGUCUGCAGAAUGUGUCUGCGAAAAGAGCUUAAAAUAUUGUGUGAACUUCAGCAGGACGAAGAUCAUGCAUGUUGAAAAAUUGUGUACGAUUCAUUGAAAGCCUGUUUUAUGCGACUGCCAUAAACAAAUUUCACACCCAUUGUCUAAGAAACAAACGUAGUAUUUUAUGGAACAGCUCUCCACUUUCCCCAAUCCCUUCUUCCCGUCAUUUUGGGAAUAGAUGCCCAUGCACGUCAGUUAAUUUACAGCAAUUAAAAAUGUGAAAUAUUAGCAAACCUGG